Molecule: messenger RNA, 1537 nt
Organism: Toxotes jaculatrix (banded archerfish)
Lineage: Eukaryota; Metazoa; Chordata; Actinopteri; Toxotidae
Gene: tmem179ba
Product: transmembrane protein 179Ba
Exons: 5
Coding region: 20-715 (231 amino acids)
Source: RefSeq, a predicted model, not a curated record
ACAGGCACCGGGCCGCUGGAUGAUGGCGUUGACGGGGCUGCUGUUGCUGGAGCUGGGUCUGUACGCCAGCUGUUUCGUCUGUGGGAUUGUUGCCGCCGCAUCCAUCACCAUCGUCCAGGGAAACUUCGGGGGUCUGUGCAUGCUGUAUGGACUGGUCAGCUACAAUGCAACCUCAAGCCUUAUUGGAGUCCAGUCAUCCAGCUCCUCGUCUCUGUGCUACUUUGUGUCAGCCAUAUCAGUCAUGGUGGCCGUGGUGUGCUUCUCGCUGUCUAUGUACUGGGUGUACACUUUCUGCAUCGACGGGGAGAUCAGAAGGGAGCGUGUGUGGAUGAACCUGACCGUGGUUGUGUGCGGCAUCUUCCUGUUCUUUCUGCUCAUCACCGGGUGCAUGCUAAAGAUCGGCCGUGACUCGCUCUGCAACUCGGUCAUACACACCGUUCCCAACAUUACCAGAUGUGAGGAGGCCCAGACUAGAAAAUGGGUCAGUCCGCUCAAAGGAGAGAGGUUCUACAACCAUCUACACAAAGCUGAGACGGCAGUGUGGGUCAACUUCUUCUUCUGGCUCAUCAUCGGGAUUCUGGUGAUCUUUCAGAAGCGCCAGAGUUCAGCGUCGAAGGUGAUUGCGGGAGGGUCCACCGGCGGGCUUUUCGGUGACCCGGGUGUGACGGCUGCAGAGACGGAGCCAUUCUUCAACCGUCCUGCAAGGCCACAGUGAGGACAGGGCGUCACAGAGGAGUUGGAUAAACACAUACAGUAGAUGUGGAAAAGGGUAAAUACAUUAAGAGCGCAGUCAUUUGUGGUUUUGUUUAUGUCAGGGUUUUACAGCACAUAGAUAUAAUAGAAACAUUACCAAUCGACGAGGAUGGGAUUCGAACCCACGCGUGCAGAACACAAUGGAUUAGCAGUCCAUCGCCUUAACCACUCGGCCACCUCGUCAGGUGCGAGGAAAAUUUUUUUUUUUAAAAACAGUCCUGCAGGGCCUGUGUGAAGCAGCCCAAUCAAAUAAUCCAAAGGCUGAACUGCUGAUGUGUGUAUCUACCCAUUUCCCACAUUUACCUCAUCUCACUUGCCAAAGCCGUUUCAAAUGUCAGACUACUGUCCCACACAGAAAUGUGGAUUUGUUCGUUCAGUUUGUUAACGCGACCAAGAAAGAGGGGAAUGUUUUCUGCCGUACAUUCAUCUUAUAUUUCACCAGUGUGCUCAGAUUUUGCACGUCUGAUGUGACUGGCAGAUGUUUCCAAAUAGCUCAGCGCCAGUGGUGAACUAAAUAUUCACAUCAGCUUGAAACAACAGGAGUAACAAGUGGAUUUUUAAUUUUCAGCAGUGAUAACUUUUACAUCUUCUUAUCUAGUCUGUGUUCACUUACAUCAGGUUCUGUGUUUGAUCUGGUUCUAAUUUUUUUUUUUUUUUUUUUUACACUAUUUCAAAGGGCUGUAUGUCAAGAUACCAAACACAUGGCUGUUUGUGGUGAUGCUACAUGACACAUGGUGUGCUACUUUUUAAAACAAUAAACCAAAGAUUUUAAAAACAACAACCU